GGUGGGGUGGGGGGGGGAGAAAAGGCGGAACAAACCGGUGUGCUCGGAUACAUGCUGUAGCUGCUCGCCCGCACUGCAGAUUAACUCUUACCGUGCCGGGAGAUGCAGCGAGACAUGGAAAAGACUGGUCAGAGAUUCUCCUGACCGAAGCUCACGUAACAACUCUUCAGCCAGCAGUCACCCUCCCUGGGGAUUGUGAGGACGCCUCCUAAACUCAGCUCAUUCCUCAACCUGCCACACAGAGUGCGUGGCCAGGCACUGUAGAGAUGGGACGAAACACGGAGAUGCACACAGAAGAGACCGAGCAAGUGGUGUGCUUCUGAAUGUUAUGUCUGCUCUUCUAAAAGAGAAAAGCUGCGGGAAAGUGUAGAAAACUCAAAGCUCCGAAGAACACAGGCCACAAAGUAUGACCCGCCACUUUCCUACGCAUGGUGACAGGGGCUGAAGUUGGCCACACAUUUUUGUGUGUGUGUGUGUGGGCCUGUGUAUCACACUGUGUUGAGGAGUAUUUACCUACAGCAGGGAGUGUCUGGUCUCCCCUCCAGCCUAGAGGGAGGCUGUGGUUUGUGUGCCCUUCGUGUUCCGGAUGCAGAACAUCCUCGAUCAAAACUUAGACAUGGCCACAGCUCUACUCGCCGGCGAGAAGCUGAAGGAGCUGAUCCUGCCCGGCUCCUCUCAGGAUGAGAAGGCCGGGGUACUGGCCAGUCUCAUGGUGCAGCUAAAACUGGAGCUGCCCUUUGAUCGUGUUGUUACUAUAGGGACUGUCAUCAUCCCCAUCCUGUUGGUCACCCUUGUCUUCACAAGGAACUUUGCAGAGGAGUCCAUAUACUGUUACACACCACACAACUUCACCAGAGACCAGGCACUGUAUGCAAGAGGCUACUGCUGGACAGAACUUCGGGAUGCUUUACCUGGCGUGGAGUCUCACCUUUGGCCUUCACUAUUUGAACACAAGUUCCUGCCCUACGCCCUGCUGGCCUUUGCUGGAAUCAUGUACAUUCCUGCUUUGGGCUGGGAGUUCAUGGCCUCUACACGGCUCACUUCAGAGCUCAAUUUCCUGCUUCAAGAGAUAGAUAACUGCUAUCAUCGUGCUGCUGAGGGCCGAGCCCCAAAGAUCGAGAAGCAGAUCCAAUCCAAAGGACCUGGCAUAACUGAGCAGGAGAGGAGGGAGAUCAUAGAGAAUGCAGAGAAGGAGAAAAGCCCCGAGCAGAACUUGUUUGAGAAAUAUUUGGAGAGACGAGGUCAAAGUAACUUUCUGGCUAAGCUUUACCUGGCACGCCACCUGGCGAUAAUCUGCCUCAGUUCCAUCCCCAUUUCCUACCUGAGCGCCUACUAUGCCCGCCAAAGGCAAAAUGAGUUCACCUGUGCGCUGGGUGAACCCCCAGACAUUAGCAGCUAUGCAGAGCUGAAGCUCAGGGUCAACUGUAAGCUGCCUGCAGUGCAGCUACAGCGCAUCAUGGCAGCAGUAGAUAUUUCUCUGCUUUGCACCAUGAACCUUAUCAUCCUGGUUAAUUUGUUGCACUUGUUUGUGGUGCGGAAGUCCAACUUUGUAUUUGAUAAACUGCAUAAAGUUGGUAUUAAAACACGGCGUCGCUGGCAGAAGUCCCAGUUCUGUGAUAUCAACAUACUGGCCAUGUUCUGCAAUGAGAACAGGGACCACAUCAAGUCACUCAACAGGCUGGACUUCAUCACCAAUGAAAGUGACCUCAUGUAUGACAAUGUGGUCAGGCAGCUGUUGGCUGCGCUUGCACAGUCCAACCAUGAUGCUACACCCACUGUGAGGGACUCUGGGAUACAAACACUUGAUCCCAAUAUGGAUCUUGGAGUGGGAGAGAUGGGUGAGCCGCUAGUCAUCAAACGGCCCCGCAAGAAAAUUAAAUGGAUCCCAAGCUCAAAUCCUCUUCCUCAGCCGUUCAAGGAACCUUCUACCCUGACACGUCUGGAAAAUAACACCAAGUCUGAAAAACCCAAACCAGUCAGACGAAAGGCAGACAACUUCAUUGCACCACUUCUGGAUACCAAGAGCACACAAUAUCCUGCAACAAAAGAUGUAAGUGGGAUGGAGAAAAAGCACACUCGCAACUUCUCUCUGGAUGUGCACCCAUACAUGCUGACCAUUCGUAAGCCCAAGGUGGAGACCACAAUCGCACCCACAGAGCACAACAUGGAUGCAGUCUACCUUGAAGGCACACACACUAUUGUUCAUGUGUCUGGCGCAAUUACAGAAACUAAGGUUUGUUCUCCAGAAGUGACCAACACUGCCUUUUCUACAGUGACCCUGCCCACCUCUACUUACGUAAACGGCGUGAGCCCGAACCCUCCCUCCAGCGAGGACCCCCUCAGUCCCAAGUCCUCUCCUGCUCAAAGGGAGCCCCACACCCAGACGGAAAAUCCUGAGUGUCCGCCACCCCCCCUGACCAGAGCCCCUACGCACCAGCUGCUGAGUAUACAUCACACUCUCUUUGAGGAAGAGGAGGAUGAAGAAAACCGUAGAGACAGACUGGCACAGAGACCUGGGGAGCUCAUUGCCGCUGGGGAAUGUUGAAGAAGGGGGAAUGCUGACCGAGAUUUCCUUCCCCGACACUACACUCUGCGCACACAACCACCAUGUCAAUCACCUCCUAUCAACAGUCACCUCUACUCUUUUAAUUAACUCACGCACUCCUGUGAUGGGUGGCUUGGGCUGACUGACGAGCAGAAAUUGGACACUGAGAAAAAUUAAGUUGGACUCUAGUAGGCAUUUUAGAUGGGAAUGUGAUUUAAAGAGGUUAAGACAAAAGCUUGUGUAUUUGAGAGUACUGAUUAGAGUAUUACUGUAGGAAAUGAUGUCACAUUCAUGUCUCAGGGUGACUGUGUACAGCUUAACACCCUCCAAUGAAACCAGCAGUGAUAUUCAACAGGGUGCUAUAGUGCAGGGUCAAACAGUCAGCUUUAUUGAAAAGGCCUAAUUAAAGAAUGAGCGGCAAUGAGUUAGCUCAAAAAAAAAAAAAAGACACACACCUUAGAGAUGCAUAUCUGCAAAGAGGACUGUUUUAUGGCUUCAAACAAAAUGUAUUUAUCACAUAUGAUAACGCUUAGUCCCUUUAUCCCAAUAGCCAAGUAGAAAGGUAGCUCACGCAAUACAGUUGUUGAGAUCUGCACAAUUAAUAUGCAAAAGAUCACAAUAUAUUUGUGGCAAUAAUGUAUGCGCUUGAAGCAUCAUAUUUCACAAAAUGCUAUACAUGUAUAGACACUGUAUAUGACUCAGUGUUUGUGGGGUGUUUAAAAUAUGACACACGUUCAUGGCUUUAUCGUUGCCAUUUCACCAUUAAUUAGGAAUUUGUAUCAGAUCUUGACUCGACCAUAUUUGCAUGUCAUUAAUAAUAGGUAAUUUGGCAUAUUAUAUAAAGGAACAGCAAAAGAACAGACUCUACAAUGACUGUUGCAUUGUGAGGUGAUGAAUAACUACAAUAUUGUUCAGAUGUGUCUACUAGGAUCCAGAUAUCUAUGAUAUCUAGUAAAAAGGCAGUGAUGUGGGUGUUUGGUACUUGAAGACUUUACUACCAGCUCCAAUAUGAUGAAUGGAACUGGUCUCACUGGUAAAGUGUGUGACUUUUGUGUUCUGCUGGCUUCUUGUGGGAGUGCUGUGAUGUGAAGUGAUGAGUAGAUGUUAAAUCGUUCCUCACUGGAUGGUUUAUUACAUGAUGACUAGGCUUUUGAUUGUCAUCUGCUGCCUCCGACACAAUCUAAAUUUCGUUAAAAGUAGUUCUGCCCUGUCUCACAUUGUGCUAACAUUCGCUACGAAGGAACGAAUAGGUAGAAUAGUUGGUCUGUUAUUUGUAGUAAAACCAAGCAUAUAAGGUAUGUUAGCACUUUUUACAGGGAAUGAGUGAGUGUGACAAGGGGAUGGGUGCUUACCACAACCUCUCCAUACACAUUUCUUGCAGCUGCAUACAUGAUUACAGGAACUUCAAUAAAGGAACUGUCUGCACUGACUUUCACGCCAAUAUGACAUCUACUGUAGAAGACAUUAGUGCUGUUGUCAGGGGCCUACCUACAGUACAGGCAGACCUAUGCAUACUCAUCUUUUCUUCUGGGGCAGUCAGUAAACACACACACUUGUGGACUUCCAGUUAUCUUUUGGUGGAAAUAACAAAUCGAUCCAUCUCGUUGUCAUGACACUGGUUGGGUCAAAAUCCCCAUGUUAGACUAUUCAAGCACACUAAAUGCAUCCAAAAGCA
This is a messenger RNA of Dicentrarchus labrax (European seabass), 4220 nucleotides long. It is a transcript of the gene panx2, whose product is annotated as pannexin 2. Gene Ontology annotation, molecular function: channel activity. NCBI's taxonomy places the organism in Eukaryota, Metazoa, Chordata, Actinopteri, Moronidae. The record is from RefSeq and is a predicted model, not a curated record. The transcript has 6 exons. Bases 587 to 2545 code for a protein of 652 amino acids. Gene Ontology annotation, biological process: positive regulation of interleukin-1 production; monoatomic cation transport.